AUGAUACUAUCAGACAAGUUGGUACCCGAUACAGAACCAGAUACGACUGGUGAUGUCCCGGAUUCUGAGAAGCAAUUAAUUGAUGUGGAUCAUGACUUAGAGUUUGCCGCAAGUGUGAAUUUGGAUAAUCAGGAAAAUACCAGUAAAGAAAAGCCAAAAAUCAAAGUUGCGUGGACAAAUUUGCUGACUGGUGACGUCUAUUCCUCGCAAUCACAAUGCACUAUUCCCACUUGUGUACGCGGUGAUCAAAUUCACCUUAUCGAACGAGAUCACGUGCUCAACGAUACGGUUCGCCACGCAAAGCGGGAUAUUGUUGGCAAAAUUGUAAAUAUGCGAACGAAGGCUUGCGGUGAAGUGCUUAGUUAUGGUCGUGUUUUGUUGGAUUUGGAUUGUCGUCGUCUGCGCAGUGUCUAUAGCAAUUUGCCCCUAUCAGAUGUUCUAUCCCAAGUUGUUUAUCAUGCUCACCCAUCGUUUGGAUCGAACAUUCUCAGAUUACUUGUUCGUGAAGAAGGACUACGCCAUUUUGAACCAGUUGCACCGACGUCAGACGCAUUUCCAGACACUCUCUUCGAAGGGGCUUGGAUUCAGGGUGAGGCGCAUGGCUUGAAAUCCAAUUCAGGCCCUUCUGGUCUUUCUGCGCUUUUCCGACUGUGUUCGGACAGAAACAGACCAACCGGAUCAGCGCACGCCAUUGGAAUCCCCAACUCGCAACCCGACGGGACUGCCAGUUCCAAUCCGAAUGUGACGUCGGAACCGGCGACGCGACUCGCGCCCAAGCCCGAUCCAGCACGUUGGUAUACCACCGACGAAGUCUAUCCACCAGGGCACCCGCUCAAUCUUUUUCGGGAUCUAGCUCAGUCUAGCGCCACGAGGCCAUUGUUGCAUACGCUAUGCGGGAAAGAUAUGCGACUGCUUGAUCGCACACCAAUUUUCCUUACGGAGACCAAAACCCGAAAUGCCCUCUGGUUGUCUCGUCUAAGCUCGUUCACGCAUGUCACGGUUUUUGUAGAACGAUUCCUUCCAGCUGAGGCCACAGUGCACUGGUUCGCAAAUCGUCGUGCCGCUGUUCACUCGAACAAUCCGGUUCUGAGCAAACCACCACCAAGUGUAGUGCUCGGCGAAGACUUGGCCAAUCUGCGUCCAGUAAUACCCUAUCCUUACCUAAGCUGCACCGGUUCCGAUAUUUGGUACUAUCAGCUUGACGAGUCGGAUGUCAUGUAUGAUCUGUGA
This is a messenger RNA of Echinostoma caproni, 1230 nucleotides long. NCBI's taxonomy places the organism in Eukaryota, Metazoa, Platyhelminthes, Trematoda, Plagiorchiida, Echinostomatidae. The record is from the annotation of a GenBank genome assembly.